Molecule: messenger RNA, 1245 nt
Organism: Sorghum bicolor (sorghum)
Lineage: Eukaryota; Viridiplantae; Streptophyta; Magnoliopsida; Poales; Poaceae
Exons: 6
Coding region: 62-916 (284 amino acids)
Source: RefSeq, a predicted model, not a curated record
ACUCCACGCUCCGCUGCAAGCAUCCAACUGAGCCCGCAACCAGCAGCAUCUCGCCGCUCGGAUGCAUCUCGCCGCCGACCUCCCCCCGCACCGGGGCCGAGGCGGCCCCGGCGCGGGGCCCAUCGCGCUCGCUUCCGUCCUGCUCCGACGCGAGAACCACCGGCGCCGCGCGCUCGCCUGCGGGGCCGUCCUCGCCUCCGCGCUGCUCCUCGUGGCCACGCCGCGGUUCCGCCACACCCCUGCGCUCCACCUCUUCGCCGACAUGCGCAAUCUCCUCGGCGUGCCCAACACGCUCAACGUGCUCACCGCCUACCCGCUUCUACUCGCCGGGGUCCCGGGCCUCGUCCUCUGCAUCUGCGGAAGCGGGUGCUUCGGCGUCAGCUUGAGGUGGGAGGCCUUGGGAUGGUUCCUAUUUUAUGCUGGGAAUGUAGCUGCAGCAUUUGGCUCGGCUUACUAUCACCUCAAGCCAGAUGAUGACCGCUUAAUAUGGGACAGGUUGCCGAUGAUGAUAUCCUCCUCCUCACUUUUGUCAAUUUUAGUAAUUGAAAGAGUUGAUGAGAGGGUUGGGCUAUCUUGUUUGAUCUCACUCCUAUCUCUUGUAUUAGUGAGCAGUGCAUGUGAAAGGGUGCUUGAUGAUAUGCGUUUAUGGGUGAUUCUGAACUUUGUUCCUUGCAUCGCCAUUCCUGCAAUGCUAUUCUUGUUUCCUCCCAAGUAUACGCAUUCAAGGUUUUGGUUCCUUGCUACAGGCUUUUACCUUCUGGCAAGAUUUGAAGGCCUUGCUGACAGGAAAGUUUACAGUGUGAACCGGUACUUCAUUAGCGGCCAUUCCCUGGAGCACCUUUGCUUUGCCCUGGUGACGUUUAUACUAACUGUGAUGCUGACCUUCAGAAAUAUUAAGAUUGCCAGGGACUCCUGACCUGUUGCUGAUUGUAACAUGGGUGCAGAAAUUCUGUGAAAAAAUUGCAAGUUUGGAAGACAGUCCCGGAGGACAAAGAGAUCCGGCUAGAUUCCUAGUAGAUAAUCUACCUUAACAUUGUUCCUGUUGCCGGGGUUGAUUCACCCUUCCCCGUGUUGUUUCAGACUUGGUGGCAUAGGUGAGGUCAUAUAGAGGGCGCAAUUUAUUGGUCGGUCCAAUUCAUACUGUGAAAAAUUAUCUGUGUCCGUAGUUUUGUAGACAUGGAAAAACUGGACGGCGAGAUUGCAUUGUAUACAGACAUCCAACUGUGAAAUGACUUGUUCCGUUCU